CAGAAACUUUGCUGAAAUAACUAAUCAAAGCAAAAUGGCAGAAUGGUUACUUUUCUUCUUCUUCCUCCUGAUUCUUCCAUUUGUUCUCAUUUUUCAUUUCACGAAAAUCCGCACACAAAGAAACCUCCGUAACCCGCCAGGCCCUCCAGGAUUACCUUUCAUUGGAAACUUGCAUCAAUUUGAUAGUCUUAAACCUCAUAUCGUUUUGAGAAACCUUUCCAACAAGUACGGUCCUCUCAUGUCAUUGAGACUCGGUUCGCGGCCAAUGGUCGUGAUUUCGUCAGCGAAAAUCGCGAAAGAAUGCCUGAAAACUCACGACCUUGUGUUUUCCGGCAGGCCACCGCUUGUUAGUUACCAAAAGUAUUCUAACAAUGGAUUGGACGUCGCUUUCUCGCCCUACGGCGAGUACUGGAGGGAGAUGAGAAAGGUUGCGGUCCUUCAUCUAUUGAGUGUCAAAAGGGUUGAAUCAUUUCGCCCGAUUCUUGAAGAUGAAAUUUCCAGUUUGAUCGAUAAAAUUUCGAAUCUAUCUUGUUCGUGUCAACCUAUCAACUUAAGUUCGCUGAUGAUCAAUCUAACGAGCAGUUUAAUAUGUCGAAUCGGUUUCGGUAAGAAGUAUGGUGAGGAAGAUCAUGAGAAGAAGAGAUUUGAUCGAGUUUUGCAUGAAUCCCAAGCCUUGUUUGCGGGCUUUUUUGUUUCUGAUUAUCUUCCUUUGUUGAGCUGGGUUGAUAAGAUUUCGGGGAUGCUUGAUCGUCUUGAAAAGAAUUCCAAGGAUUUGGAUUUAUUCUAUCAAGAACUCAUUGAUGAGCACUUGAAUCCAAACAGGCCUGAUACGAUGAAGGAUGAUAUUCUUGAUAUCUUGAUCCAGAUAAAACAUGAACAAUCGUCAUCAUCCAAUGUUUUUACUUGGGAUCACAUCAAGGCAAUGCUCAUGAAUGUUUUUAUAGCCGGAACAGAUACAAGUUCGGCUCUGAUUACAUGGGCUAUGACGGCAAUGAUGCAGACUCCUUCUGCUAUGAAGAAAGUGCAGAGUGAAAUUAGAGAUUUAGUUGGGAAAAAUGGAAUAAUAACAGACGAGAUAUUGCAACAGCUUCCCUAUCUGGAUGCUGUAAUCAAAGAAACCUUCAGAUUGUAUCCUCCAGUGCCAGUCCUUUUGCCAAGAGAAACCAUACAAGAUUGUGACAUAGAAGGAUAUUUUGUUAAAAGUAAAACCAUGAUUAUCAUCAAUGCAUGGGCUAUUGCUAGAGAUCCUGAAUGUUGGAAAAAUCCGGAAGAUUUCGCUCCCGAGAGAUUUCUGAACAGCAGUGUCGAUGUCAAAGGAAAUGAUUUUCAAUUAAUUCCUUUUGGAGCAGGAAGAAGAGGCUGUCCGGGAAUUUCUCUCGCCAUGUCCACCUUUUCUACGUCUAUUGCGAAAAUUGCACUUGCCUAUUUCCUUUACUCUUUUGAUUGGGAACUGCCUACAGGGAUGAAAAUAGAAGAUAUUGAUGUGGACACAGCGCGGGGAGUUGCGUUUUCCACUGUAACCAUGCAUAAGAAAAAUCCGCUUUGCCUUAUGGCAAAAAGGUAUACAAUUGGGCAAGAAUAG
Oldenlandia corymbosa var. corymbosa is the source of this 1582-nucleotide messenger RNA. NCBI's taxonomy places the organism in Eukaryota, Viridiplantae, Streptophyta, Magnoliopsida, Gentianales, Rubiaceae. The record is from the annotation of a GenBank genome assembly.